This is a messenger RNA of Ambispora gerdemannii, 661 nucleotides long. Lineage: Eukaryota; Fungi; Glomeromycota; Glomeromycetes; Archaeosporales; Ambisporaceae. The record is from the annotation of a GenBank genome assembly.
UUCUGAGUAUCAGCGCAUUGAAUAUGACAGUCAAUUGAAAAGUAAUAAUUAUCAAUUAUUUGGUAAUGUAGUGACUUGCAAUGGAGAAAAGUUAGAAAAUGUCUGUGUGAAAUUUAGUAUGAAAACCAAAUUUGGUUUUUCUGUGAUUUGGCAUGAUUUCCGACAAAAUUAUAUCCAAGCAGAUGAUAAGUCAACUUUUGACAGUGCAAAAACGCCUUAUAAGCUUCGAUGGAUAUUAAUCGGCUGCCCGAGUGAAAUCGGAUAUUCCAAUUCUAAUACUCACGACAUAUCAGCUGACGUUAGAACUGAAGAACUAAAACUUACACGUGAUCCUGAAUCUGUGAAAAUUGAUGUGGGACAAUCACUUUUUUUAAGAAAUAUUGUUGCGUAUGAUAUAGAAUAUGCUUCGUUACCAACUUCUUUAUUCUUCGAAGUGAAUAUCAAAAACUGGCAAGAAAGUGGGUCUAUUGAAAUAGAAAUUAAAUCAAUCAAAGAGGAAGAUGAAGAGGAUGUUAUAUUGAUCGAUGAAGACGAGGACUUAACAAUUACAAUUCGAUGGUGUGUAUUGAGUUUUAAAAAUAAUUCAGAAAUUACUAUUUGGAACCAAUUAGGAAAAUUAGGUGAAUUUUUAGAAUCAGAUAAUAAUCUUAGCUUUUAUUAA